AAUCCGGAACGUGCCCAUACAUUUCCCAGACUGCAGCAGUAACAACAGGAAGUGUACCGCUUGGCUAAGGAGUUUCUCGCUAAGUGUAAUUUUUCAAACAGAGAUGACGUGUUCAUUAGAAAAUGUAUUGUCAGACGCCAAGUCGCUGGUGGAAAGACUUCGCAACCAUGACAAUGCAGCGGAAGUACUUAUCGAACAGACAACGUCCCUUAACAAGAGGGUGGAGGCCAUGAAACAGUAUCAGGAGGAGAUUGAAUCGCUGAACCAGGUAGCCCGGCAUCGGCCCCGUUCCAGCCUCGUCAUGGGCAUCCAGCAGGAAAACCGACAGAUCCGUGACCUACAGCAGGAAAACAAAGAGUUGAGAACCUCCCUGGAGGAACACCAGUCGGCCAUAGAGCUCAUCAUGACAAAAUACAGGGAGCAGGUCUUCAGACUCCUCAUGGCCAGUAAGAAGGACAACCCAGCCAUCGUCAACCAAUUAAAGGAGCAGCACACCACUGAAAUGCAAGCGCACAUAGACAAGAUCAACGAGAUGGCUACGGUGAUGAGGAAGGCCAUCGAAGUGGAUGAGGGGAGGUUGUGUGAAGACGAGGAGAGGAUCAAGCAACUAGAGCUGGAGAACAGUGGUCUUCGUGAGCUGCUAGGGAUCAGUCGAGAGGCCUUCCUACUUCUGACAAGAGAGGAGGCCUCAGAUAGCACAUCCCUGUCUGCCCUGUUGACCAGCGCCGACAUCAGCCUCCGGAAGAGUUAGGCCCACACCAGCACUAGCUUGGAGUGUGUGUGUGUGUAUAUAUGCGCCCCCACCUUGUACAGACCAUACCCCCCAAUCACCUACAGCCACACAGAGGGAACUCGACAAUGAACGAUGCCCCAGGUCAUACUGCCUCCCACCUGUCAUGCUACAAUGGAGGUAUACAGUAGGAAGCCUCUGAGACAAAUGGGAAAAAAUUACAUGCAUUUUUUGUCUUGGCACGCAUUGUGCUAUCUGAUGAGCCUGUGGGGUUUUAAAGUGUGAAUGAGUGAAUGUGCUGCUCUUGAAUGACAAUAAAACACUUGAAAGAAA
Molecule: messenger RNA, 1063 nt
Organism: Salvelinus fontinalis (brook trout)
Lineage: Eukaryota; Metazoa; Chordata; Actinopteri; Salmoniformes; Salmonidae
Product: FGFR1 oncogene partner 2 homolog
Exons: 6
Coding region: 104-751 (215 amino acids)
Biological process (GO): response to wounding
Source: RefSeq, a predicted model, not a curated record